GUUUGAAUCUCUCCUAAAUAAAGUUCAAUCUGUUCCAAUAGAAUUUUAAUUUCGCGAUUUUCAAUUUUAGUGUGAACUAUAAAAUAAUGUAUAAGGUUAUGUUUAGGUGAUAAAUAGCAAAUAACAGUUCUCAAUAUAAGCAAAUGCUUAUAUAUACUUUAUGAGAUAUAAUAUGGAUGCGGAUAUAAUAACAGCAAUAUUAAACAGCGAUACAGAAAAUGCUGCUCAGUCUGAGAAUUGUAAAGAUAUGUCAAGGGAAACUUUGCUUUGUUCACAAUCUGAUGUGAUAUUGAACACUCUAUGUACAUCACUGAGUAACCUUUUAUGUUACAAAGUAUCCAAGGAAGCUUAUCAACGCUAUUCGGUUCGAUUUUUGAUAAUAGACAUCUUGCGAAAAUGGUGCAGAACAACAAACAAUUUUGAUCAUUUACAAAUAUUUACUUCUAAGGAAAAUAGCUUAAAGUUUGUAAGUAUUCUUUUAGACAAACAUCUCAAUGAUGAUGUUUUGAAUGAAUGCUAUUCUCAAGAUGCCUUAAUAUCCUUAACUAUUGCUAUAAUGCACUUGUCAGUUGAAAAUCUGCUCUUGAUGCCUUAUGUGGAUAGAUUACUUUUAAAAAUUUUACAACUAGAAGUAAAUGAUAAAAUUGAAAAAUUAUUACAUAAUGCUUUACAUUCAAAUUUUCACCUUCAAUUAUCCACAAAGGAAAAGAUAUAUGUUUCACAAAAAUUUAAAUUAAUAGAGGAACCCUUGCUCAACAGUUUAAUGUGCACGCUUCCAGAUUUGACAAAAGAGAAUUGUGUAGAUAGUCAAAAAAGUGAGGAAGAGAGACUGAAUCAACUAUUAGAAUUUAGCACUGAGUCUGCAUGUGUUUUUCAAUUAAUAUUCAAUUUUUUGAAAGAAUUAUUAGUUCAGCUGCAGUAUGCUCCUGCAGUUCUGCAUUUCAUAGAUGUGAUAUUAAAGCGAGUAUCUCUCUUUUGUGAAAAUCGGAAUAGAGACGUAUUAGAUCUUUAUCCCAAAAAAUUGCAUUCUUCUAUAAUCUUAUUACGGAUAAAACCAGAAUAUCAUACAGUUCAGACACGAGAUUAUACAUUGAACAUUUUAAAUCAAAUCUUUAGUGAGAAUAAAGAUACUUUAUUAAUUUUAAUAUCUCACUUUUCCGAGUGGCUAGAAGAUUUUGCAAAUUAUGUCGCUAAUAAUGCACAAAGUUGACUGUAAAGAUACAGAAAGAUAAUGCGAAUUGUACAUUCAUGUACAAGUGUGUUUAUAAAUAGCUUAAAACAAUGAGUCUUAUUCUUCAAAUAAUAUGAAGACAAGUGUAUAUCAAAAAGACAGAUUUUUAUUUAUUCAUCAUCCAGAACAUGUAUGCUGGAAUGCAUUUGAAGAUAAUGAAAGUCGGUAUUCCGAGUCCUUAAAGCCGUAAAUUAUUUUAAAUCCUCAUUUACAUUUCUAAAAUGUGUCUUAUAUUUACUUUAUGUGGAACGUGUUAAAUUGAACAACUGAUGUAUUGUAAGUAAUAUCUCGAAAUAAAUAUUUUGAAAAGAAA
Molecule: messenger RNA, 1544 nt
Organism: Linepithema humile (Argentine ant)
Lineage: Eukaryota; Metazoa; Arthropoda; Insecta; Hymenoptera; Formicidae
Source: RefSeq, a predicted model, not a curated record